AUGAGCCUUAACAAGAGGACGAGGUAUGUUCCCUUCGCUGCAGACUUUGGGCCCCCGAACCUCGCAGCCAUCAUGUUAUUCUGUCAGGAGGUGCAAGACUUCUUGGUCCAAGGGCCCUCGAACAAGCUCGUGUUCUACACGUCCCCCGAGCCCAAGGACCUCACUAACUCGAUCUUCCUCUGCGGCGCCUUCAUGGUUGUUGUCCUCCACGUCCCUCCGGCAGAAGCCAUGAAGCCGUUCGCCAACAUCCCGCGGGACGUCUGCCUCAACUACAGGGAUGCGACUUGGGAUCCCGUGAGCUUCGAGCUCCAUCUGACCUCUUGCUGGUCGGGGCUGGAGCGGGCGAUGCAGAAAGGCGUGUUCAACCCGUUGAGGUUCGACCCUGAAGAGUAUCUGCAUUAUGACGAUCACGGUAACGGAAAUCUCAACACGAUCGUAGAGGGCAAGUUUGUAGCGUUCAAGAGCCCGCGAGAGAAGAGAGCAAAGAACUCAGACGGGACCGUGUCGCACACCCCCGCUGACUACAUCAACGUGUUGAAGUCCAUGAAUGUAGAAGACAUCAUCCGGUUGAACGGAUACAGUUAUGAUCCCAAAGACUUUGUGAACGCCGGGUUCCGACAUCAUGACAUCAACUACAACGCCCGAGCGACACCGUCCGAUGCCACGAUCGACAGGUUCCUAUCCAUCGCCGAGUCGUCUCAGUCGGUCACUGCUGUUCAUUGCUCUGCCGGGGUAAGUGACUGUCUUUCAGGUCUGUUCCUUAUGAAGGCAUACGGUUUUACUGCUGAAGAAAGCAUCGGCUGGCUUCGGAUAGCAAGACCUGGAAGCAUUAUCGGGCCUCAACAACACUUCUUGAAGAGUCAGGAGAGGAGGUUGUGGGACCUGGGAAGGAAAGGUGGGAGAGAGGAGGGGUGGUGA
Messenger RNA from Guillardia theta CCMP2712, 918 nucleotides. RefSeq lists its product as hypothetical. The transcript has 8 exons. Bases 1 to 918 code for a protein of 305 amino acids. The record is from RefSeq and is a predicted model, not a curated record. Lineage: Eukaryota; Cryptophyceae; Pyrenomonadales; Geminigeraceae. Gene Ontology annotation, biological process: positive regulation of cytokinesis; microtubule cytoskeleton organization; regulation of exit from mitosis.